GGGAGAGAGAGAGAGGGAGCGAGAGAGAGAGAGAGAGAGUAUGCAUUCGCAAUGAGAGCAGCAGGAAACUUCAAACCCCCUCACAUCUGGCAUUGACACGGAACAGACAGACAGAGCCUGUAUGUAUCCAGGAUGACCUGAAACAUCUGUCAUACAUACAUUCACAGCGAGGAAUAGAAGAACCACGGACAUUACAGUUACGUUAAAUACUAAAGCGAGAACAGAAAAAAAUGUAUAUUUGUUAAAUACGGCUUUGCCCUGUAUUCAGAUCGCGCGCUCUCUCUCUCUCUCUCUUGGUGCAGCAAGGUGACGCAGCGCUCGAGCCAGCAGCGAACCAGGUGACGACUUUUGCCGCAGGCAGCCGGUGCGCAACCAGCUUAGACAUCCACCACGGGAAUAAAACGGAAUUACUGUUUUCGGUGUCGUUGUAGCCUAUAUGUGUGUGGAAACCGGGUCUCUGUGGGAUAGUAGUAUUAGUAUAAUUAUUAUUAUGUGUCGCUGUUCAAUAUGACGACGAAACGAAAGUCUCCUAAGCUCCAGCUGCGCCGGUCGAUCAGCGAGCAGCUGCGGGAUUCCACGUCCAAGGCUUGGGAUCUGCUGUGGAGGAAUGUCCGGGAGAGGCGCUUGGCAGAGAUCGAGGCCAAGGAGGCUUGUGAUUGGCUGAGGGCUGCAGGGUUCCCACAGUAUGCCCAGCUCUACGAAGACUCCCAGUUUCCUAUAGAUAUCUUGUCAGUGAAGAGGGACCAUGACUUCUUGGACAGGGACCUGGUGGAACCUCUGUGUCGACGUCUUAACACCCUGAACAAGUGUUGCUCCAUGAAACUAGACGUCAGCCACCCCAGGAAGAGAACUGAUGAUUCAGACGACGAUGACCCGCUGGCCAUCAGUAAGAGAUGGACCUUUGAAUGGAACAGCCGGCGCUGGUCCCGCCUCCAGGACAUGCACUUCCUGCUGGGCUCGCCCAAUGAGAGCAGCCCUGAGGGGUGCCAGGGGGAGGGGCGACUGAGGAGCACGGUGAGCAGUGAGAGCGUCCUGACGGACCUGAGCGAACCAGAGAUCACGGAUAUAUCCUCUCUGCACAGUCAAGACUCUCUGGGAGCCAUGCUUCCUGACUCUGUCUCUAUGGCCUCACUGGCAGGACCCUACCAGCCCCCAGGAGACCUGUCCCACUACAACUCUCUACCAAUCAAAAGUAGCCGUCACGGCCAGGGUGGGCGGAGUCCGGCAAAGGCCUUCCUGCGUCGCAUGGAGAUGAUGCGUACCUGGGGGCCGUCCUCCAAGAGGAAGUCAGGAAGUGGACGGGCGCCGCUCGUCAUCAGUGGGCCGGUCCUACAUGGGGAGGAGCCCCAGGCGUUACAGACACUCCACUGUGUUCCCAUCAAUCAAUCAGAGGACAGUCCUGAUCCUCCCCACCAAUCAGACGACAACUCGUCCCGUAUAGCUCUCGGCAACGGCAGCAAGGGCCAAUCGGUGACGAGCGGUGUGAGCUCCAUGCGCCCCUGUGUGAGGGAGUCUGUCUCCAAGCCAAAAAGAGGAAGUAUGUACCUGGAAGACAUGGAGCUGCUCUCUGGCGCCCCCCAUGUUCGGAGGACUGAAGCACAACAGAGCCCGUUCAGCAGGAACCACUUCCGCUCCUAUGAGGACCUGCUGGUCCACAUCCCCAAGAACCACAAACCAGGCACCUUCCCCAAAGCCUUGUCUAUAGAGAGUCUAGCCACAGCCACCAACCACCAGCGCCAGACCCCCUCUCCCUCCACACUCCACCCCAGCAAAGGCUCCCCCUGGACGGGUACGGCUCUGUCCAAGAAGCCUCCCUGCCCUGGAGCUCCGCGGGGCAGCAGGGUGAGUGUGUAUGACAACGUCCCCGGGUCUCACCUGUACGCGUCCACAGGUGACCUGCUGGAUGUGGACCGAGACGAUCACCUGUUCCCCCACCUGGAUGACAUCAUCAGUCACAUCAGCGGCCUGCAGCAGAUCGUAGACCACUGGAGUCGCAGUGUGCUGCCGGAGGGUGUGGUGGGGGAGGAGGGGGAGGCAGGGGAGGGAAAGAGGGGUGAGGAUGAGGGGGAGGGAGAGGGAGAGGGAAGGACCACACCCAGUGAGGGGGAGGGAGAGGAGAGGACCACACCCAGUGAGGGGGAUGGAGAGGGGAGGACCAUGCCCAGUGAGGGGGAGAGAGACGGGGUCUCCCUGACUGACAUGGAGUCUACAGGGACCAGAGAGAGGAGAGACUCUGGAGUGGGAGCUUCCCUUACCAGACCACGUCUGAGGUGGCCGAGCUUCCGCCUCUCUGACCGUCUGCGCCAAUCAGGCUCCGCGCUGCAGAUCAGUAGCCAAUCAGCAGGCCAGCUCAGCCUGCUCCAGAAGUUCUCUCUGCUCCGACUCACAGCCAUCAUGGAGAAUUACUCCAUGUCAAACAAACACGGCUGGACCUGGUCUGUCCCUAAGUUUAUGAAGCGUUUGAAGGUCCCUGACUACAGAGAGAGGAGUGUGUUUGGUGUUCCCCUCAUCGUUCACACACAGCGCUGUGGUUACCCUCUACCUCUUUGUCUACAGCAGGCCCUGAGGCAUCUCAGGAUGCACUGCCUUGACCAGGUGGGUCUGUUCCGUAAAUCUGGUGUGAAGUCUCGUAUCCAGGCGUUGAGACAGGAGUGCGAGACCUGUCCUGACAGUGUGUGUUACGAGGACCAGUCAGCGUACGACGUAGCAGACAUGGUGAAACAGUUCUACAGAGACCUUCCUGAACCUCUGCUGACGAGCAAGCUGGGAGAGACCUUCCUGCAUAUAUACCAGUAUGUCCCUAAGGAGCAGAGGUUGCAGGCCGUGAGGGCGGCCAUCUUGCUGAUGUCAGACGAGAACAGGGAAGUGCUCCAGACGCUGCUCUGCUUCCUGCGUGAUGUCACUUCCUGUGUAGAGGAGAACCAGAUGACCCCUAUGAACCUGGCUGUGUGUCUGGGCCCCUCCCUGUUCCACCUCAACAUACUGAAGAAUGACAACCUGUCCCCCAGGUCGAUCCAGAGGAAGUAUGCUACGGGCCGUCCGGACCAGAAGGACCUGAGUGAGAACCUAGCCGCCACACAAGGCCUGGCUCACAUGAUCACUGAGUGCCAGCACCUGUUUGAGAUCCCACAGGACAUGGUAAGCCGGUCCCAUACCUCCUACAUGGAUGCUCAGUUACUAGUGCCCCCUCUGGACGAGCUGCGUAAGACACAUGACGACGAGGAGGAGGAAGAGGAGGAGGAAGAGGAGGAAGGAUCCUACAACACACACAUGGAGGGGCUGGUCCAGGGUCUACUAAAGGAGGCCAGAGACAGCAGCAAAGGAUGGGUCUCCCGGGCUACUAGUGACCACACUGAACUGGCCUGCAAAAAGGUGGGUGAUGGUAACCCGCUGCGGCGGUGGCGUGUGUGUGUGGAGGUGUGUGCGACGCCCAGUGAGGUGUUGGAGAGGCUGCUGCGGGAGCGCCCCCUGUGGCAGACAGACGUAGUGCAGGAGAAGGUUCUGGAAACCCUGGGCAGACAGACAGACAUCUACCAGUACAGCUUGCAGAGCAUGGCCCCACACCCCAACACUGACUACGUGGUACUGAGGUCGUGGCGUAGCAACAUUUGUAAGGGUUGCAGUGUGUUGGUGUGUGUAUCAGUGGACUAUGAGGACAGUCCAGCCAUGGUAUCAGUCAGAGGAGUGGUUCUAGAAUCACAGUACCUUCUAGAACCCCACGGAACCGGGAGGUCCAGACUCACACACAUCUGCAGAGUCGAUCUGAAGGGCAGGUCUCCAGAGUGGUACAACAAGGUGUUCGGUCACCUGUGUGUCUCUGAGGCCCAGAGGAUCCGUUCCUCUUUCCUCCCUCCAGACCCCCCAGGCCCAGAGACCAAGUCUUGAACCCCAGGACCAGGGCAUGAGGCUGGGCUACACCGCCAGGGAGCACGGCCCCAAGGACCAGAAGACCAGAGAGAAGUAAAAACACAGAAGAACAGGAGGGCUAGAACCGUGGACCUUUGAAGCUUGGACCGAGAUUCAUGGACCUUGAAACCAGGGAAACUAGAACCAGGGAACCUAGAACCAGGGAACCUAGAACCAGGGAACCUAGAACCAGGGAACCUAGAACCGGGGAACCUAGAACCAGGGAACCGAGGAACCAGGGAACUGAGGAAGCAGGGGGGAAGACUAGUUCGACCUAUAACUAGGAACCAGGGUUCUGAAAGCAGCGACCUAUCACCAGGGAACAACGACUGGUGAUAUAAAAUGUAGAACCAGGAAAUAUGGAACAAUCUAUCAGGGAUUCUUAAACUGUUUCAGAAAUUGACUGUCCUCCCAUGACCCAAAUCGUCCUCCAACGACCCAAAUUAAGAAGAAAUAGUGUGUGAUGAUAGAUGUAUUCUGAAAACUCACGACACACCUCUCACAUGCCCAGGGACCCACUUUGGGUGCCGACCCAUAGUUUAAGAAACCUUUUUUUAAACCUCUGAACCAGAGAUUUGGAACAAUCAAAUGUAGAACCAGUGACACUGAACAAUAUUGAACUUGGAACAAGGGAUACGGAACGUUCUAGAUUGAAUUUGAAGACAGAUCUGGGUCCAGAUUCACAAAACAUUUCUUACGCAAAAAAAAAUGUAAGAAGCUGCUUAAGAAAAAAAAAAAAAAGAAGUUCAUAAAAUAGUGCAUUUCCUCCACAAUAUCUUAAGAUUUAAUGAUUUUCUUACGAACUCCUGAAAUAUCUUCUUACAAAUCUUCUUAAGAUGUUUGUUGCUUGGCAACCGGUUUAGCUAGCUAUCUAGCUAACAACGGUAAUCAUGUUUGCAUAUUUCCUACUGAGAUUACUGUUCUAAAACAUGUUCUUGGGGUUAAAAUAAUAAAGUUUUUCAGUGAAUUAAACAGGUUCAAUAGUUUUCAUGAGCGUAUUCUCUCACUGCCCUGAGUUUAAGACGAGGGUUUAGCUAUCUUGGAAUUACGAACAAAUCCAAUAACUUUAUUUAAGAAUCAAAUUUCUUCUUAACUUUUUGUUUAAGGAGAAAUUAUAAAAAAAUAACCCUUAACAUUUCCAAUAACCUUUUUGAGGAAUAUCAACUUUGCUUAACUUUCUUCAUAAGUCUACAGUUAAAGGGAAAAAAUGUCAGUUAAAAAGACAUUUCUUCUUCAAGAAGGUUUUGUGUAUCUGGGCCCCUGGUUCCUAAAGCUUUAUCUUUGCUCUCAGCAUCAGCAUCACCGUCCGUUUAAACUACUAUUAUUAUUAUUCAUAUUAUUAGUACUAUCAUCUUUAUUGUCUGUGUUAAUUAUAUUAUUAUUGUAUUAUUGUUAUUUUAAUAUUAUGACAUCAUCAUUGUUGUUGUAUAAUCGUUGCUUUCUUUUAAUCCUGUUAUACAAUGUCUAGGACAUUUAUCCAUUUCACUGCUUCUGGGAAGCGUGUGUGUGUGUGUGUGUGUGUGUGUGUGUGUGUGUGUGUGUGUGUGUGUGUGUGUGUGUGUGUGUGUGUGUGUGUGUGUGUGUGUGUGUGUGUGUGUGUGUGUGUGCGUGUGCGUGUGCGUGUAUGCGUAUGUGUGUGCGUGUGUGUGUGUGUGCUAGUCUGUACACACAGUGUAAAUAAGUGAUGCUCUCUGUACCAGCAGAUGAAACUGUCUCUCAUUGCCCAUCAGGACUUUAUCAUAUUGAUAUGCUGAUGUUAUGGUCAUAUCACAUGUCCUAAAGCAAUACUGUAACUAUCUAAUGUAUUAUAAUAGAACUGUACCAUGCCGCUGCCGUGAGGUUACUAAGCUGUUGUAUAAUGCUAUACUGUAUUGCCAUAGCAGUGCCAUCGCCAUGGCGAUACCAUGGUGUUAGGUUGCUGUAGGGUUGACUUGGUGUUGCUAUAGGAUCACCAUGGUAUUGCCGUGGCGUUACUAUGGUGCCGCUAAACCGUAACGUUGCUAUGGUAUCGCCAUGGCUUUACCACGGAGUUACCAUGGCACAGCUAAACUGUAAUGUUGCUAUAGUACCGCCAUGCUCUGUAAGUGCUGUUUGCGUGGGAACAGUGUACUUGAUUCUGACGUGAGCCAUAGGGGAUUAUGGGUAAAUGUGAGGAGAUAGCUGAGGAGAUCAGAGGACAACAGGGUGGUUGACACCAGGCUUUAACUUAGUCUGGUCCCAGACCUGUUGAUGCGUUCAGAGGACAACAGGGUGGAUGACACCAGGCUUUAACUUAGUCUGGUCCCAGAUCUGUUGAUGCGUUCAGAGGACAACAGGGUGGUUGACACCAGGCUUUAAUUUAGUCUGGUCCCAGACCUGUUUAUGCGUUCAGAGGACAACAGGGUGGUUGACACCAGGCUUUAACUUAGUCUGGUCCCAGACCUGUUGAUGCGUUCAGAGGACAACAGGGUGGUUGACACCAGGCUUUAACUUAGUCUGGUCCCAGACCUGUUGAUGCGUUCAGAGGACAACAGGGUGGUUGACACCAGGCUUUAACUUAGUCUGGUCCCAGACCUGUUGAUGCGUUCAGAGGACAACAGGGUGGAUGACACCAGGCUUUAACUUAGUCUGGUCCCAGACCUGUUGAUGCGUUCAGAGGACAACAGGGUGGUUGACACCAGGCUUUAACUUAGUCUGGUCCCAGACCUGUUGAUGCGUUCAGAGGACAACAGGGUGGUUGACACCAGGCUUUAACUUAGUCUGGUCCCAGACCUGUUUAUGCGUUCAGAGGACAACAGGGUGGAUGACUCCAGUCUUUAACUUAGUCUGGUCCCAGGCCUGUUUAUGCUGUCAUGACAACUCCUUGUUGCCAUUGUCCUGCGGCAGGUGGCUUCAUUCCUAGUCGACAUGCAGUCCUGAAGCAGUCAAUGCAGACAGAAUCAUCGCGCUAUCUGAUGUAAGACAAUGCCUUGUCGGAGACGGCACAACCUUAUCUAUAACCAGGCUAAGGUCAAUGACAACAGGGCCAGAUCUGGAGCCAGGCUAAGGUCAAUGACAACAGGGCCAGAUCUGGAGCCAGGCUAAGGUCAAUGACAACAGGGCCAGAUCUGGAGCCAGGCUAAGGUCAAUGACAACAGGGCCCGAUCUUGAGCCAGGUUAAGGUCAAUGACAACAGGGCCAGAUCUGGAGCCAGGCUAAGGUCAAUGACAACAGGGCCAGAUCUGGAACCAGGUCAAUGACAACAGGGCCAGAUCUGGAACCAGGUUAAGGUAAACAGGACCAGAUCUGGAACCAGGUUAAGGUCAACAGGACCAGAUCUGGAAUCAGGUUAAGGUAAACAGGACCAGAUCUGGAACCAGGUUAAGGUAAACAGGGUGGAAGAUACAAGGCUGUUUGUUUCUUCAGGGGAGAAUAAAACUUCAAAAAAAUACAA
Salvelinus fontinalis (brook trout) is the source of this 7318-nucleotide messenger RNA. Its product is annotated as stAR-related lipid transfer protein 13-like. Gene Ontology annotation, biological process: actin cytoskeleton organization; regulation of Rho protein signal transduction; signal transduction. Lineage: Eukaryota; Metazoa; Chordata; Actinopteri; Salmoniformes; Salmonidae. Gene Ontology annotation, molecular function: GTPase activator activity; lipid binding; protein binding. The transcript has 15 exons. Bases 508 to 3885 code for a protein of 1125 amino acids. The record is from RefSeq and is a predicted model, not a curated record.